CACGACUCGGCGUGACUCAGUACGAAACGACAACUCUCAGCAACCGGUUCGGUGCGACAUUCCCGGUGCUCGUUUGGCUCAUUUUUUCGUUUCCCAGCGGUAAGCGACAACUCGUCCCUUCUCCAGCAUAGGAGAUUCAAUAGGUUCAAUACGGAGCAGGGUCCCGGCGGCACACCGGAAAUGCGCAUUAUAAAAUUCAUGCUACCCACCGGAUUCGUGUACUUAGCCCGAAAUUUCACAGUUACAGCAGCGAUGAGCGGAAACAAGGAUUACAAAUCGGCCACGUCGAUUUACGACUUCACGGCAAACUCCAUCAAGGGAGAGGAAGUCCCUUUGUCCAAAUAUGCAGGCCACGUGUGCUUGAUCGUAAACGUCGCCUCGAAAUGCGGCCUCACAGCGACGAAUUACAAAGAACUAAACGAACUGUACGACGAGUAUGCCGAGUCUAAAGGAUUACGAAUUCUAGCGUUCCCUUGUAACCAAUUCAAUGGGCAAGAACCGGGAAACAGCGACGAGAUUUGCAGUUUUGCCGAUCGCCAGAAAGUAAAAUUCGACUUGUUCGAGAAAAUUGACGUGAACGGAGAUAAUACGCAUCCCCUUUGGGCAUAUCUGAAGAAGGAGAAAGGUGGCAUAUUGGGUAACUUCAUAAAAUGGAACUUCACCAAGUUCAUCGUGGAUAAAGAGGGCAAGGUUGUCGAACGACACGGUCCUAAUGUGAAUCCCAGCAGCCUGAAGAGCUCUCUUGAAAAAUAUUUUUAAAUCGUCUAUUUUCGUGUAGUAUAUUUUCUAUACGAUAGAUAUUCUUUGCAGUUUACAUUAAUAAAUCUUGAAAUUUUUACAUAGUAUACUUAUGGAUUUGGUCGAUUUUACGGUAGCUCCGCACAUAUAUAUUUUUAUACUUAAUAUAUUAAAGGGAAACUUUUUCCCUUCUCUUUUAUUAUGUGCGUUACAAUAAAUUAUUUUUUUUAAUGUUCUUAAUGUAACGUAGUGUAUAUACCUUACAUUUCAUAAUGACAUUGUAUAAUUAUAACUUUCUCAAAUAACUGGAAAUCAAUAUUACGUAUUUACAUAUUUUUCAUCUUUAUAUAUCCACAAAAUUUAGCUCUGCUUCUCUGUACAUUACUGAAAUUAUUAUUAAUAUUAUUAAUUUGGUUUCUUUGUUCUACAUUCUACAAUAUUUCUAUAAUAUUUAAUAUCAAAUAAUUAUCUAUACUAAUUCGCACCAGCGAAAUUACGAUUUCAAUAUGUUUAGCAUCAUGUUGAAUAAUAAAGGCACUAAGAUAUACUAAACAAUUAUAUUAAAUCAGAAACAUGUUAUUGUAACGUAAAACUUUCUUACGAUAUGUAAGAGAUAAAUAAAUAUAUGUUUAAUGAAAA
Messenger RNA from Monomorium pharaonis (pharaoh ant), 1377 nucleotides. Its product is annotated as probable phospholipid hydroperoxide glutathione peroxidase. The record is from RefSeq and is a predicted model, not a curated record. The transcript has 6 exons. The coding region runs from base 181 to 759 and encodes 192 amino acids. Gene Ontology annotation, biological process: response to oxidative stress. Lineage: Eukaryota; Metazoa; Arthropoda; Insecta; Hymenoptera; Formicidae. Gene Ontology annotation, molecular function: glutathione peroxidase activity.